Oryzias latipes (Japanese medaka) is the source of this 1723-nucleotide messenger RNA. RefSeq names its product Rho GDP dissociation inhibitor (GDI) alpha (gene arhgdia). Gene Ontology annotation, biological process: Rho protein signal transduction. Gene Ontology annotation, cellular component: cytosol; cytoplasm; membrane. Gene Ontology annotation, molecular function: Rho GDP-dissociation inhibitor activity; protein binding. Lineage: Eukaryota; Metazoa; Chordata; Actinopteri; Beloniformes; Adrianichthyidae. The record is from RefSeq and is a predicted model, not a curated record.
AUUUUGAAAGUCAUUAAGCGGAUGUCAGAAUCCGUCGGAGCUUGUUCAGAUUGUCUUCCUCCGCUUCACUUCACUCCCAUUCACAGGAGACGGCCCCAGCCAGCAAAAGCAGAAAACGCACACAAUGGCGGAGCAGGAGCCCACACCAGAGGUUUUGGCACAGAUCGCAGCAGCCAAUGCUGAGGAGUCUCCAGACUCCGUCAACUACAAACCACCUGCCCAGAAGUCCUUGCAAGAGAUCCAGGAGCUGGACAAGGAUGACGAGAGCCUGAGGAAGUACAAGGAGGCGCUUUUGGGAAAUGCUGGAUCGGUUGCAGAUCCCAGCGUCCCAAAUGUGCAGGUGACACGGAUGACUCUGCUAUGUGAACAAGCUCCUGCUCCACUGAUUUUAGACCUGCAGGGAGACCUCGAGAACUUUAGGAAGAAUCCGUUCACGCUGAAGGAGGGAGUUGAAUACAGAGUAAAGAUCAACUUCAAGGUGAACAAGGAUAUCGUCUCAGGCCUCAAGUACACUCAGCAAACAUUCAGGAAAGGAGUUAGAGUUGAUAAGACGGACUACAUGGUCGGCAGCUACGGCCCAAGACCGAACGAGGAGUACGAGUACCUCACAGCCAUGGAGGAGUCGCCUAAAGGGAUGCUGGCCCGCGGCACCUACAACAUCAAGUCCAAGUUCACCGACGACGACAAGAACGACCACCUCUCCUGGGAGUGGAGCCUCGUGAUCAAGAAAGAAUGGAAGGACUGAUGAUUUCUGUUUGGUUUAUUUCCCCACUUCUCCAUCAGGUCUUUCCUUUCCUUGGAUCAAACCAUCUUCUUUUUUUUCUUUUUUUUUUGGCUUCCUGCUCUGUCCGUCCAUCAGCUCCUCGCCCUCGUGGUCUUUCCUCUUCAACCUGUGCAUCUUUAUUUUUUUUCUCCUUUUACCUCUUCUGUCUGAUAAGUAUUACAUCCUAAAAAUCUGGAUUUUUUUUUGUUAUGCUUCAUAAAAGCAAUCCGACCUUGCUGUAUCCUAAACCACAGUUUUUUUGUCCACCUUGUUUUGUAUAAUUACCAUAAUCUGCCUUGGAUACUACGGUGGCUGUGUGGUCUUUGUUCAAUCACUGCUGGAUCCAACUCUUCGAGCCAGCCUCGCUGAAGCCUUUGAGCAGAUUACGUGGAUUUAGGUCUUGUUAAAUUAUUUGGGAUUCAGGCCAGAUCUUUUUCCCGAAUAGUCGAGUGCCAGACAGAACUCUGCAAGAGAACCAGGGUCUUUUCUCCUACUCCUCACUUUAGGUGCAGCUGCAUCCUCAUGGCCUUAAGAGUUAGGACUUAGAUGAGCCGUUUGCCUUCAGAUUAAAAACAUUCCACGAGUCUGUUUCCACCAUUCGCAGCACGUGGACAGGGAAUCAGGACGCCAGCCUUUAUUUCAGGUGUUAGAUACCAUCUCCGGCAUCAUGGCGUUGUCUCUCACUUCCUGGUCCUCUCUUUUCCUCGUGAAUGAUUCCUUCUGACCAUGCCUCUUUAAUUUCAGAAAAUCAUGGUCUGUUAUGUACUUUUUAUAAGAAACCUCAACCAGAUGCAGAUCAAUAACACAUGCUGCCACAUGAAAGUGUUGUCUUGUUUUUAUACACUCCAGAAGCCUGAAUGGGAGCCGCUUGACCUUCCUUAGUGCUCGAUGGUUAUUUUGUCUUGGUGGGUUUGAUUUGUAUCACCAACAUAUCACUCACAAUAAAAGUGUUCAGACUGG